AUGCACGAUGCAGGACAUUUGAAGAUGACAUCGCUCUGUGCCAUUCUACUCGUCACCAAAUCAAGUGGAGGACAUGGUCGUUUUGUAUUCAACUAUCCAAAGGAUCCCCAGCGAAAACAUGAAAUAAUAGAUUACACUACCGGGGAUGAAGAAUCCGACGCGGAGACGAUAAACGAGAAUAUGCCAGGAGAUGAUGCCGAUAAACGAUCUAUAUUCUCGCGCAUUGAAUCGGAAGCCGACCCAAUCCCUUCAAGAAAAAGAGUCGAUGUCGCUUCACGAAAUGACGAUGGGGAUGAGAUUCUACUUGGUUUCAAGAAAUCGUAUUUGGCAGACUUUUUGUUGCCAAGAUCUAACAGCAUUAGGGACUUCCAACUUACCGUCGAUGAAAUGACAUUUUUGGGACAACCCAUAUCUUUCACCAAAGCCUCACGAGAUAUUGACUUGCGGGAAGAUAAAAAAAAGGAUGACGACGAAAACGUAAUGGACAGUCAAGAUAUUGAUCAAUCCGUCGGAACAAAGUUGCCGCCAACAACGAAACCAGCGAACCGGUUGAGUCAUUUUCAUCUGGUGUUUGUUCUGGAACCACCCGAAUUGGAAUUGAGUCAGCAGGUGGAUAAAAUGUUCAAGCAUGUUAUAGCAAAAAUCACCGCUGCUCUCUACUAUGAACAAGAGAGAUGCGAUUAUGUGAGACAGCAAUCUGACUUGAUAAUGCAAUUGAAUGCUGCAAGAUUAGAUAAAUCGCCAGAUGAGCUUAUGCAAUUAACUUUGAAAAAAAGUACUCUUGCUAGAACAAUAGCGGAUGUCUAUGAUGCAAUAUCUACAGACUCAACAGCCCACGUCCUUGUUAAUGAUUAUAUUGACAUUUCAUUACAGAUACCAUCGUUUUCACCUUUUAACCAAGCCGAUAAUAGACAAGAUUUGGAUGAAUAUACACAGUUUCCUGUCAUAACUCCGCAUAAGACACUCUUAUUGUUAGAGGAUCCUCAAGAAAUUUUGAAGGCCAUGCCGUUGGACGCAAACCCAACACUAGUUCAGCUCAUACAAAUUAUUACCCCCACACAAAGGCUCGGAGAUCUAAUCAGUUUGCUCGACUGUUCUCUGGCACAGAUUUACAGAAUAGUAGCGCAUCUUAUUUAUUGGAGAAAAGCAAAACUGAUUGAUGUUAUUACCACGAAAAAUAUUUACGUUACCUCUCCAUCAGCGGAUCUAAGAUACCUGAAUGCUCUAGCUGCUGAUUUCAGUCAACACUGUCCGAAAUUGGACCUAAUCACAUUGCUUUCCGAGCUAAACACUCCUGCGCCUAGCAAAUUGGAAGACAUAAUUCCCAUCACUUUCAAAGAGCAGAAGACAAUUUAUUUUGACGCUAUUGCUUAUCUACUGCGUAAGGGGCUCAUUGUACAAUUGCAUGCAUACAUUCUUGUAAUGGUCCCACCAUAUAUUCAUAUGGGAAAACAAGGUAGUCAUGACCAUUCUAAGAUUAUAUCAACUCCAAUUUCGUCUCCUGAACAAGCAAGUGAGGCAGAGCGUAAUUGGCUCAAUAGCAUUACUGCCGGUAAACCUGAAGAGACACGGUCUCUCUUUGACAGAUUAAUACAAUACUUUAACGGACACCAUUAUCUUGAAGAAAUCUUGUUGCAAGAGAACAUAUCUCGGAAAGAUUUACGCUUGGUGACCGAUCGGUUUGAGGCGUUAAACGCCUUGUAUAUUUUAUGGCAUUAUGGAACAGGUUAUUGA
Paraglomus brasilianum is the source of this 1734-nucleotide messenger RNA. The record is from the annotation of a GenBank genome assembly. NCBI's taxonomy places the organism in Eukaryota, Fungi, Glomeromycota, Glomeromycetes, Paraglomerales, Paraglomeraceae.